AUGGACUUAGUGCUUGUCCAUAAGGCAAACCUCCUCCCCCGCUUGCUGUCCCCUCCCAGCGGGUCUCCCUCCCUUCGCCUCUGCAGUGCAAUCCUCGGUAAAGGAGCGAAAGGAGAGAGACGGAUAAAAGAGUCUGGAGCUGGGUGUAGAGCCAGGAGGAGACCUCAGAGAGCACCACAACCAUAUAUUUUUUUGUAUUUUUCGCCAGAACUCGGCGGCCUACCGACUCCCCCCUGUUGUACGCCUUUUCCGCUCACUUCGCCUGGAUUUCAUCAUCCGACCUGCAAGAUGGGAAAUGAAGCCAGUUACCCCCUGGAGAUGUGCUCGCAUUUCGAUGCUGAUGAGAUUAAGAGGCUAGGGAAGAGGUUUAAGAAACUCGACCUAGAUAACUCUGGCUCACUCAGCGUGGAGGAGUUCAUGUCGCUGCCAGAGCUACAACAGAACCCGCUGGUGCAGAGGGUUAUCGACAUAUUCGACACAGAUGGGAACGGAGAGGUGGACUUUAAAGAGUUCAUAGAGGGAGUCUCGCAGUUCAGUGUCAAAGGGGACAAGGAACAGAAGCUUCGAUUCGCUUUCAGGAUCUAUGACAUGGACAAGGACGGCUACAUCUCCAAUGGCGAGCUCUUCCAGGUGCUAAAGAUGAUGGUAGGCAACAACCUUAAGGACACACAGCUCCAGCAGAUCGUGGACAAGACCAUUAUCAACGCAGACAAGGACGGAGACGGCAGGAUAUCUUUUGAAGAGUUCUGUGCAGUGGUCGGUGGUCUCGAUAUACACAAAAAGAUGGUCGUGGACGUGUGAGUGCUCCUCCGCUUGCUGACUCCCCCCUCCUUCCUCCUCGACACUCGCUUUCUCCACCAUCUCUUAAGAUCUGCUCAAGACGUCCAGCAAAACGCUCUGUGUAACUCAAUGGAAGUAUUCUCUCUUUCUCUCUCUCUCUCUUUCUCUCUGUCUCUCUCUCUGUGAAGCUACUUUUUCCUUUCAAAAAUCACAGGCCUCGCGAAGCCAGCUUUGAAGUGUUAUUGAACUGUCACUCCUCUCAAUAACCCGGUCGUAGCACUUUAAGAGACUGAUGGACAUCUAUUUAGUCAUUUGCAAGAGCAUCUCCGAUUCUGGAUGAGGGGGGCGGAAAGUGGGGAGGGGAAAAGUGGGCGCAGUGAAGAGGCUGGUUGGCUUGUUCAUAUUUCAUCCUUUCUUUUUUUUUUUUGUUAAUUGUUAUUUUUGAUAUUUAUUUUUUGUUCUUGUCUUUUAUAAAGAAGAAAAAAUACAAGUAUAUCCGUGGCUGUCUCGAGUAUUUUAACACUUGACUUACAGUACAACUAGAAAGUAGGGUAUGAAGUGCCAACCAGAACAUAUCCAGAAACCAGUCCAAGUUAUUACCUAUCAUCACCGCUGUCAUUCAUGUCGGACAAACUGGCUUGUGACACUUCCAACUGCAAGACUGCAAAACUAAAUUUUCUGACUUUUUGGCUUCAGUUUUAACUUAUAUGCGAGCAGUUUGGGUUAGACCAGUAAAGCUUCCAGUCACUUUUAGCACAGCAAUGCAUUUUUCUUUUGUGAUAAGACUGCUAGUUUUAUUCAUACUUAAGAAUGUGUUUAUAUUGUUGGAGAUAAUCCUUGUUUCAGUCAUGAAAUUAUAGGUAGAUAAUUUAAUGCCAAGAAAAUGUCUUUCCAGAAUCUGUGGCUGCAAACUGAUACGUGGUUUACUCUUGAUGAAGCAUUUUGCGUUUAACAGUGUGCACCCAUAAGACAAUCUCCAAUACAAAGAAUAGCUCUGCACUCACACUGACAAAUGAACUCUAGUGAAUUCAUUAGAAUUUAUUUUAAGUUAAGAACAGAGACUAGAUGGGCUUAGAACUGAGAGGAAUAGUUUGAGUGAAUCAAUGGUGCGAUACAUAUACACCGUUUGUGCAAGUACAUAGCAAUUUAAGACUUAUCUGCAGGCAGUGUUUUUAAACAAUAUGUAUAUUAGGUAAUCAAUGUGUGCUCAUGUUCUUUAACUGCUAGAGAAAGAGGUGGUUUCGUCUCUGCUUUACGUGAGCCCUUCUGAAUACUUACCUUUCUUCGUACAGCGCAGGGCAGGUCAGUUUUCUUUAACGCACAACUUAAAAUCUUAACACGUUAUCACGAUCAGUGUGCAGUGGGAUAGACUGUAUUUUUUAUAGUUUUGCUGAAAGCUUACAUUUGGAAAGUUGGCUUCUUCUCAGACUUUAUAUUCGGGUCACAGUCUUCUACUUUUCUUCCCCUCCCACCCACUAAUACAAACAGGAAGUACAAUAUAAAUUCAGCCAAAUUUUAAUUUCUAAGGGAAAAAUGCUUCUAUAAACAGCAUCAGGAUAGCCUUCUGCUGUAGAGGCCGACUGCUGGUUUGAACAGAGGUUUUCCGUCAGAUGUGAAUCUGGAGUGCUCCGUUGUCCCUUAUCCCUAAGCGCUGCACGGCUUGGGCCUCCCUGUGCUUGCAUGACAUGGAAAUUAUUUUUUUUGUUGUGCAUGUAGAUCAAUUUUUUGAAAUAAUCCUCUUGUUUACACAUGGAUGGUGAUGUUAAUAUAUUUUAAAAAAUUUAAUGGUAUACAAUAUGGAUGUUGCCAAACUUUGGUAAAUGUACACAUAUUAUGAGAGGUACUCAAAAUUAACUACAUAUAACUUUUUGUAUUUUACCCAGGUCAGUGAGAUGCUUCUAUUCCAGUAAAAGUUGCAUAUCUGAUCCUGUCUCAAACUGCCACACACUGUACUCAGCUUAAAGGGGAAAAGUUGAUGUUUUUUUCUCUUUUGUAUAUAAGUAUUUGUUAAAUGCAGUUCUGGCUCUCUGUUCUCUGUAUAGUUCAGACCGCGCUUUAGUUUGAAAGUGCUAUAAUUUCUCUGAGGGACUUUGUGUGGAGACCUUUGAAAAGAUUUAAGUUUGAGAACCUUUUUUUCUGUUUUUGCAUGCUGCAUCUUAUGCUAUGGGACUGUUGGAAACUUGAUACUGUAUGAAAAUAAAAUUUAAACUUUGAAAUGUAAAAAAAA
Molecule: messenger RNA, 3007 nt
Organism: Micropterus dolomieu (smallmouth bass)
Lineage: Eukaryota; Metazoa; Chordata; Actinopteri; Centrarchiformes; Centrarchidae
Product: calcineurin subunit B type 1-like
Exons: 7
Coding region: 1-801 (266 amino acids)
Molecular function (GO): calcium-dependent protein serine/threonine phosphatase regulator activity; calcium ion binding
Source: RefSeq, a predicted model, not a curated record